This is a messenger RNA of Cajanus cajan (pigeon pea), 897 nucleotides long. NCBI's taxonomy places the organism in Eukaryota, Viridiplantae, Streptophyta, Magnoliopsida, Fabales, Fabaceae. The record is from RefSeq and is a predicted model, not a curated record.
AUGGCAUCAUCAUCAUCUUCUAGGGGUAUGCGUGUCACAUGUGGACCAGUCGACGAUGAUUUAUUAUCGUUGCAAAAUAUACAUGUGUCACAGCAUGUUUGGAACAGAGAUGAAGACAGGAGACUAGUAGCACGACGUGCUGCUCCGACGCCCACUGGAAUUGCAGGAGUUCCACAACAAAUAAUUCCGUUACUAGAUCAAGCUGGUUUCGGAUGGAUAGCGCGUCUGAAUUAUAUCAAAGUUAGUCCUGGUUUGCUAACAGCUUUGGUAGAGCGAUGGAGACCAGAGACACAUACAUUUCACAUGCCAUUCGGAGAGUGCACAAUUACUCUUCAAGACGUUGGCAUGCUUGUUGGUCUUCCGGUUGACGGUGAACCGGUAUUAUCUCGAGGCAGUCCAAAUAUAUUGGAAUUGGCUGAGGAGCUGUUAGGGGUUGUUCCACCGCAGUCUGAAAUUAAAGGACAUCGCGUCAGGCUAUCUUGGUUGGCAGCAAUCUUUGGGGACAUUGCUGAUGACAUAGAUGAUGUAGAUGUCUUGGUUCGUUAUGGUAGAGCCUGGAUAUUACGUUAUCUAGGAGGAGUGCUUGUUCCCGAUAGAUCUUCAUCGUAUGUGUCCUUACGAUGGUUGCUGUUUUUGCGCGAUUUUGAUAUUAUUAGGACUUAUGCAUGGGGUGCAGCUUUAUGGGCAUGGGAACGAUUCCCAACCAUUAUGUCUUCGCCAUUUCCACCUAUUCCUCCAGCCAGUCCAAUUGGUUUAAGGUGGUCAAACAUAGGGACCAAAAUAAGUAUGAGCGAUGAUAUAAAAUUUUAUCGCAAAUACUUUGAUCGUACUACUAGGAAAUCGAUAAUUUGGCAGCCAUAUCCCCCUGUUGAACAGAUGCCAGGUGACUGCACAUAG